Messenger RNA from Argentina anserina (silverweed cinquefoil), 1116 nucleotides. Its product is annotated as transcription factor bHLH47. Lineage: Eukaryota; Viridiplantae; Streptophyta; Magnoliopsida; Rosales; Rosaceae. The record is from RefSeq and is a predicted model, not a curated record. Bases 226 to 933 code for a protein of 235 amino acids. Gene Ontology annotation, molecular function: protein dimerization activity. The transcript is spliced from 5 exons.
UGUCUUCCUCCACCGUCGCUCGCCAUCUGCAAUUUCUCCUCUCUCUCUCUCUCUCUCUCUCUCUCUCUCUCUUCCAACACUUCUACGUUAUAGAAAACCCAAACCCUCAUUUCCCCCCUCAUACCCUUUUUCUAUUUCUCUCCCAAAUUUCCCAUUCCUUUUUUUCUCAAUCCAAAACCCAAUUCGCUCUCCCCAGCAUUUUUCAUCUUCAGGGUGUGAGGGAUCAUGGGCUCCAGGGAUCCUACUCCGGUGGCUGACCAGGUCAAUGGGGCAGCGCUGGCGCCGGUUGACCGGGCGUGCCCUGGGAAAAAGGUUCAUGGGAAAAUUCCUAAGAGAAUCCACAAGGCCGUGAGGGAGAAGAAGAAGCGUGAGCAUUUGAAUGAUCUUUUUCUUGAGCUGUCUGAUGCUCUUGAACUUAAUGAGCAGAACACUGGAAAGGCCACCAUACUGUGUGAAGCUACUAAACUUCUAAAGGAUUUGCUUGGGCAAAUUGAAUCCUUAAGAAACGAGAAUGUGACCUUGCUGUCUGAAUCUAACUAUAUGACCAUUGAGAAGAAUGAACUCGGGGAGGAUACUUCUGCCUUGGAAACUCAUAUUGAAAGAUUGCAAGGUGAGCUACAGGAGAGGAUGCUCCAGUCCAAACCAGACCUUAAUAUACCACCUGUAGAAUUUGGACAAGAAGUGUCGUCCCAUUUUGCUGGAAAUUGUCUUGGAUUGCCUGCUCAAGAAUCAGCUUUGCACCAAGCACCUGCUGUCUUUGUCAUGCCCCUCCACCCUGAUCUCCAAACUGAUCCAGCGACAGAUUCCGCCCACCUCGCAUCGAAGAACAACUCAAAUGUCAGCAAACCACAUGCUAGGUAUCCAACCUCGGUGGAUUGUUGGCCAUUACAACUUCUCGGUGAGCAACCAGCAGCAGGCAAAGACUCUCGAUAGAGUGGUCACAGUACCAGCGGAUAAAAUGGCUGUGAUUAGUGUAACCAAUCUUUGUGAUUAAAAUUAUUUAAAGCGCAAUCUUCUUUACCUUUUCUUGGGUUAAUUGACAAUGCCCGCAGCCCCCUAGUGCUGGUUUUGUAUAUUUCGUGAAGGUAAUACAAGUGCGUCUAGACUUUGCAUAGA